CGGCGGCACCGGGCGCUGUUCGUUUCCCGGUUCCGUGGCACGGCGGCACCGGGCGCUGUUCGUUUCCCGGCUCCCGCGGGGGCGCUCGGGACGCGGCGAUGCCGGAGCGGGGCGGCGGCGGCUCCGAGCGCGCCGCGCUGGCCCUGGCCCGGCUCUCCGAGUGGGCGGACGCGCACCUGGGGCUGCUGCGGGGCCUGAUCGCCGGCGCGGCCGUGGCCGGGGUGCUGCUGCUGGCGCGGAGCCUCCGCGUGACAACAAAGUUCACAAAUCCUUUGGAUAUACCUGUGGAGUUUGUAGAAAAGAAUGUGAAAUUGAGAGGGAAAUUACAUCACAUCACAGAGAAGGGCCUGGAAGUUGAGCACAUUCCCAUCAGCAUUCCUUUCAUCUCAGCCAUCCAGAGAAAAUGGCAGCCACAGGGGCUCCUGCUGAUCCGCCUGGCCGGGGUGGAGCUGGCUGCAGGUGGCACGGCCUGGCUGCAGCGGGAGCUGCUCCCCAAACAGCCCCUGUGGUUCCAGCUCCUGGGGAGGGACAGCUCAGCCCUGGAGUGCCUCGUCCUGGUCCAUAAGGGUGGAUUUUUCAGCAUGUGCUUGAACGAAGAGCUCUUGAGCCAAGGGCUGGCCAGAGCAGCCCGGAUUGAGGGGCUGCCUCACCACUCCCGCCUCUACUGGAAACUGCACAAAAGGCUCCUCCGGGCUGAGUUAAAGGCUGUGAAGAAAAAUAAAGGCAUAUGGAAAGAGCAGAGCUACUCUGAAAGAGUCCAGGAGCGCAUAAGCAGCAAUAAAUUCCUGCAGAGGCUGAAACAGUUUGUGAGCUGGGUUAGAAGCUCUACUGAGAGGUGAAAAGGUGGGGAACACAGCUCCCCAGGUUGUGGGGAAUGUGUAUGUUUGUGAUCACAAACAGUGCUGUGAUGUUGAGGGUCCCUGUCUCAAACACAAACCCCACAGUUCAUGGUUACACAGAAUAUAAACCCCCAGUUCAUGGUUAUUUAGAAUGCAUCCCAUAGCAUAACCCACAUGGGAUUGUAGCAGUGUGCAGGCCACCAGUGAAAAUGUUCUGAUGCCAGACUUCUCCACAGUGAUGUCCUAGAUUAGUUGUCCACUUUCCCCCCUGCUGAACUCCUCCAGGCUGUGCUGCCCAGUGCAGGUGUGAGGGGCAGGGUCCCCUCACACCUCUGCAAUGUGCCAUUGCUGCCAAGCCCACACUGGACACAAACCCCAUGUCAGGCCUUUACAAAGCUCCUGGGAUGGGUUCAAACACAACCUUUUUGUUUGAAUUCUGUUCUCAUGCUACCUUUUGGUGUAAUUUGUGGUUUAAAACUCAUUCAUCUUGAAUGAUGGGUUGCAUUGUUAGUGAUAUAAAAGGUGAUUUGUUAUGGUUGAUCUCAAAAAGGUGAUAAGGCUGUAAUAACUAAAGUUCCUCAGGGGAAAAACAUCACUUGGUGUAUCAAAGAAUAUAAUGUCAGGAAUCCAAAUAUUUCAAAGAGGACUUUCAUUUGAAGAGGAAAAACCUGUGUUGUUUUUUUCUGAUGGUUCUGUAUCUAAUGUCAGCUGAAUAUAAAACUUUAACAUGAAAUUUGACAAGGAGGAUCAGACUGUGCUAAGAACUUGAAUUCUUGCUUUAUUUUUGAUACACAUGUGAAGUAUAUGAGUGUAUUACUAUUUAUAUUGUAAAUAUUCUCUGAAUAAAGAUUGAAUUUCUCAA
Molecule: messenger RNA, 1701 nt
Organism: Vidua macroura (Pin-tailed whydah)
Lineage: Eukaryota; Metazoa; Chordata; Aves; Passeriformes; Viduidae
Gene: MISO1
Product: chromosome 10 C3orf33 homolog
Exons: 5
Coding region: 99-839 (246 amino acids)
Source: RefSeq, a predicted model, not a curated record